AUGGAGGAUAUGGCCACAAAAUUCUUCACUGAUCUAUACACUGCGGAUGAACAUGUGCAGCCGGAUAUCAUCACAGAUUAUGUCCAAGCACAAAUUUCUCGAGAGAUGAACGAAAAGCUAUGCGCAGCAUAUUCUGAUGAAGAGAUUGGUAAUGCCCUCUUUCAAAUUGGACCUUUAAAAGCCCCAGGUAAGGAUGGUUUUCCAGCCAGAUUUUAUCAACGUCAUUGGGGAAUUUUUAAGGAGGAUAUCACCGCUGCAGUGAAGGAAUUUUUUAGGAGUGGAAAGAUGCCCGAAGGAAUUAAUGACACCAUCAUAGUUCUCAUUCCAAAAAAGAAAAACCCGAAAAGUACUGAUGGGAAAGGAAAAUUUUGUGGUUAUAAACUUGAUCUAGCCAAAGCCUAUGACAGAGUGGAUUGGAAGUACCUCCAAGAUAUCCUCACAAAGCUUGGAUUUGCAAAUCAAUGGGUGGAUUGGGUCAUGUGUUGUGUUAAAACGGUCACGUACUCAGUUCGGUUCAAUGGAACCCUCUUAGAGAAUUUCACACCAACUAGAGGCCUCCGUCAAGGAGACCCGCUCUCACCCUACUUGUUCCUAUUUGUAGCUGAUGGCUUAUCAAGGCUGCUGCAGAAAGAGAUUGAUGCUGGAAAAAUAAAAGAACUAAAGAAAUUGGAGAAAGAAAGUUACAGAGUUGAUAGGAAAGGAAAAGCGAAGGUGGAUCAAGACACAGGAACAAAGAACAUGCAGAAGGGAUUAUUCCUGCAGGUUCAGGUUAUUUAG
Messenger RNA from Lolium perenne, 777 nucleotides. The record is from RefSeq and is a predicted model, not a curated record. NCBI's taxonomy places the organism in Eukaryota, Viridiplantae, Streptophyta, Magnoliopsida, Poales, Poaceae.